This is a messenger RNA of Vitrella brassicaformis, 2482 nucleotides long. The record is from the annotation of a GenBank genome assembly. Lineage: Eukaryota; Vitrellaceae.
AUUCGUUCAUAUCCUCAGCCUAUGUCUGAUGGCCUAACAUCGCUUACACACCUCUGUCCUGUCUAACAAGCCGCUUAUACACACACUCUGCACAAGCGCAUGGAUGGAUUGAUGGAAUUGUCCACUCACUGCGAUCUCUCUGCCCCUGGCCCCCUCCCGCCAGCGAAACAAUCUCAAACAAGCAACAAACGCACACACACACACACCCCUCUCACAUGACACAGCAACACGGCCCCCCUUGUCUCAGGAACUGGCGCAUACACCCAUCCCUCUGAUCUUUCCCUCCCGCGUCCAACGCACGCCUUCGCUCCAGCAGCCGAUUCAGCUCCUUCUCCAGCUCGCGCAGGUGGGCCUCCUCGUCGCUGCCCUCAUCCCACCACUGCUCCUGCUCCCUAUCGGUCUCACCAUCAUGGGACGCGCCCGCGUCAUAGCCCUCAUCGUUCGACUCGACACAUCCGACGCUUGACUCCUGGUCGCUCGGCAGUGGCUUGGCUGAUCGUGGUGGUGGGGGUGUGCGGGGCCGUGGUAGGGGUAGGGGUGGUGGGGGCAGAAGGGAUGGCGAGUGGCUGUAGAAAUGGAGUAGCGACGGCUGCGACUUGCCCGCCGGGUAUGGGGGGAAGGUGCAAAGACGUGCCGGGCCGUCUGGCACAGCUGACGGCGCAAUAGAGGUUCCCUCUGCUGUGCUGGCGCGGCACAGGGAGGCCUCGCCGCUCCUGUCGUCGGCCUUGCCGCCUAUCAUAUCUUCUGGCGACUCAGACCUACUGGUCGACGCAACCGAGGACGACCCCGACCCGCUGGAGCUUGAGCUCACGUCGCCCUCUUGGCCCUUAUCAGCCACUCCACUGCUCUCCCCUUCUCCCAUCAGUGCGCGCACGAACCGGCUGCUCCGGAUAGCACGGCAGAAGUGCAAAAUUUCCUCCUGACCCAUGGUCAUGCCAGCAUCGUUCGCAUCCUCCGUCGAUGAGCGGUCCGUGGCGAUGGGCAGGCCGGCUUCGAUGCGAUGGUUGACGAGUGAGAGCCGCUUCGCCCUUGGAUCUUCACUUAGCGGGGCCAGCCUAUCCUCGCUUAUGGCCGUCAGGAUGCUGUGGAGGGAGUGGGUCGAUAGAAGGGUGGGCGUGGGCUCGACAAUGCUGGUGGGCGCCGAGAGCGCCUCGGGCGUGGGGGACGAGGCGAGGCAAACAGAUGGGGAGGUUGUGGCCUGGUUGCAAGCAGAGAUAAAGAAGUUGUCGAUCAGUCGGUUGUACGGAUGCGAUGCAUAUCUGUGCGUGCGUACCAUUGAUAUGCGAUGCGCGAGAGCCUCUAGGUGCUUGACGUUCUCUUCGAUUGCCGCAAUGUCGCGACAAGGCGGGACGCCUGGAUGCAGAGAUGGGAACGCCCACGUGUACGUACCCGUUGUCGGUGGCUCCCUCUCGUCCUGCUUUGCUGUGCGUACACCUACCUGAUGUCAGGUCUAUUUCGUCCCUGGGGUUCUGUGGCGAUGGCUACACGGCGCUGCAUGCGCCCAAGGACUCAUGCAACGACCUGCACAACGGAGGGAGAGAUCAGUGCACAACGGAUGGAAAGAUCAGCAGAGUGAUGCAGGCUUCCUCCGUGCACAAACGUACCUCGCACGAUUGGUGAGGGUCUCGUAUUCACAUGCCAAGAUGAGUAGCUCUGCCCCACAGCAAGAUCCAAGAUCACUCACACAACAUCGUGGUGCCAGUGUCCCAUUCUGUGUUUUCCAUACCGUCUCUAUCAGCCCGUCUGAACCUGCAGGCGGCAAAGCCGUGUCGGGGAAGUCCCAGUUCUCCUCCUGCCGCUCCAGCCGAUCCAGCUGCAGCAGCGGGAUGGCGAUGUCGUUCUUGAUGACCUCUGGAGGCCUGCCACUCUCCUUCUCGCCAUCGUUGUGCCUCUGCCGAUCUUCGGCGAAAGGCGAGCACGAAGGUCGGUGCGGAAACGGUUGAUCACCGUGUGCAUCACGUGAAGUGUCACGCUGGGUAAGAUCUGCAAUGAGCAGCGAGAUGGUCUGGUGGAGGUGGGUGUACUCAGACAUGUGCUGCAAUCAAAUCAACACACAUACGACAGAACACAACGUAUCUUCUUCAUGACCAUCCCCAGUGAGUGGGCUCUGCACGCCUUACCAGCCACAUGGCGCUCUGCGCUUCGCCUCCCUUGUGAAGCAGCUCCUCCAGCUUCUCAACAACACUCCUCAGCGACACAUUGCGGUCAUUCAGCUCUCUCAGCUUGUCCUGAGCCUGCCAGACGGCCGAUGGCUCAGAAGUGUUGAUGUUUUCAUGAGCAUCACUCUUGUCUGACUCAGCCGCCGCGUUCCCAGCGCCUUCACUCAUCCCAAUAGCGCCUCCGUUUGUGAGAGCCAGCGAUAUCGCGAGCACUAAUGGGAGCGGAGGGCUAUUGGGAUGAGUGCAAGUGCAGCAGUCGACCGAUGCAGAAGUAGGACAGCUCACUGCCGCCAGGGACCACCGCCGCACUGCAAAUGGCCCAU